Messenger RNA from Paramecium octaurelia, 3955 nucleotides. The record is from the annotation of a GenBank genome assembly. NCBI's taxonomy places the organism in Eukaryota, Ciliophora, Oligohymenophorea, Peniculida, Parameciidae.
AUGUCAACAGAAUUGGAUGGCUUGAAGUCAGAAGUUAAUGAGUAAAAGAAUUUUAUCAUUCUUAGUUUAAAAGAAAUGGUUGAGAUGCUUGAAAGUGACAAUUAAAGUAAGGAUGACGAAAUAAAGCUGAUUAAAGCAAAUCUCCAAAAAAAAGAUUAAGAAAUUGCAUCUCUUAAAAUUAAACUAUAAGGCAUGGAUUCCAAUAAUAGUCAAUUGGAUCAUAAUUAAAAUCAAAUAGAACAAUUUUAAAGUUAGAUAGCAGUGCUUUAAUAAUAAAUAUCUGAACUAAAGUAAAAAUAUAGAAUAAAUUAGAAAUCAAAUAGAUGACAAGAAUUUGGAAAUUGAAGUGUUAAAGCAUGAUCAUUAAGAAGAAUUGAACAAUUUAAUUACUUAGAAGUAAGAAAUACCUGAUAAUAACCAAACUGAUGGGGAAAUUGAAAAAUUAUAAAACAUUAUCUCUUAGCUUUAACAAGAUAAAAGUGAAUUAACAAUUUAGUAUUUUUGAUUAAUAUCAAGGUAUAAUUAAGAAAUAGAUAAGCUGAAAAAAGAGUUAGAGCACUCCUAAAUAUAAAAUUAAGAGCUAUUAUUAAAUUCUUAAGUAUUUUAAUUUUAAUUGUUAUGUAGAAAAUUGAGUCCAAAAACAAUGAAACCAAUGAAGAUUUAAUUUAGAAACAACAAAUUGAAGUAAAAAAUUAAAAUUAAUAAGAUCUAAUAAUUACGAUUAAGUGUUGAAUAGUUGUCUAUUCAGUUGCAAAGUCAUGAAUAAGAAAAGCUUAAAUUAGAAACAGAAAGUAAUGAAUUAAAAUUGAAUCAACAAAACUAGGUUGAAAAUAUUGGAACUCUUCUGAAUCCAAUGGAAUCACCUAGAAGCGAAUAGCACACAUAAAAUAAUGAAGAAAUUGAACAAAUGUAGAAUAUGAUUUUAGAUUUAUAAUAAGAGGAUGAGACAAAUAAAAAAAAGAUUGAAAAGUUGAAUGAUGAAGUUAAAUAAUUAAAAUAGUAAUUACAAUAAUUAAACCAACUAAAUUAGGAAUUGUAAUUAGAUAUUGAAUAGAAAAAUAUUGAAAUUAACGAGGAAUAAGCAAAAGUAUCUUCACUCGAAGAGGAAUUAGUUACUUAUGAAUAAAAAUUUACAGAUGUUGUUUAAAAUAAGUAGAAAUUAUCUACUGAGUAUCAAUUAGCUUAAUAAACUCUAUAAUAAUUUGAUCUGUUGUAGCAAGAUAAUGUUCAGCUUUAGUUAUUACUUAAUUCAAAGACUGAAGAAUUAGAAGAGUUCAAACAGCAUAAUAAAUUUGAGACUCAAUAUUUAGAGUUAAAAGAGGAUUUUGAGUAGUUUAAAGAAUAUGUUCAAGAAUAAUUGUUAUAAAAAGAUGAAGCUUUAGCAGAACAAAGUUAGUAAUUGGUUGAUUAUGAACUAUGCAAAGAAUAAUUAACUAUGCUUAGUCAACAAUGUUAAUUGUUAUAAGAACAAUUGAAUAAGUAAACCGAAAGUAAUGAAUAACUUUAAGAUCAAUAUCAAAGUAGUUUGCUACAAAUUCAACAGAUCAAUAAUAAUAAUCUAUAAUUUUAGGAUAUUUAAUCUUAGAAUUCAUUUUUAAAGUAAGAGAUUGAAGCUGUUAAAUCUGAUAACAUAUCAAAACAGGAGAUAAUUGCAGAUUUGGAAACAUAACUAAAAAUAUAAUAAUAGUUGGAAGAAGAAUCUCCAUUGAAAUUGUAGAAAUUAUAAUCAGAAUAUUCUGAAAAUCGAAGUGAAUAUCUCAAUCAUAAGGAAUAAUGCCAAAGAGAAAUUCAUUAAUAUAAAUAAGAAAAGGCAAUAUUUUAAUCUGAUAUACAAAAUAUGAAAGAUAUGAUUAAUGCCUUCGUGUCUUAAAAUUAAUAGUAUUAGCCUUAAGGAAAAGUUGCUGAGGAAUAUUAUGAAAAAUUAGUUGAUUUUGUAUCUGAUGAUAAAUCUGUUCAUUAACAGUAAGCAUAUAACUAUUUUCGUUUAUAGGGAAGAAUUGAUUCUAUUAAAACAACAAUUAGAAUUAUAUUAAAAUAAGGUUUUUGUUGAUGGACAAUGCUAAAUGAAACCUGAAGUAAAUGAUUAAGAAAGUAUUACAAACUAAAUUGAAAUAUUUGAUAAGAGUACACAGUCCGAAUAGGUGGACAGCAGCUUAUCUGGAUCUAUGUGGCUCAAUAAUGAUACAAACAAUUCAAAAGAUGAUUAAUAUCAAUAAAUGAAGUACUCUUAUAAUUAAUUCAUAUAGGAAAAAAAAUGAGGAUCUUGAUUAGUUGUUGAAAAACUAUGAAAAAGAAGUUUCGAGUUUGAAAUAAUAAAAUAAACUAUUGCAAAAGAAGAUAGACUCUAAUUAGAAAUCAAAUCCAUAGGAAAGAUUAGGAAAAAGAGUUAGUUUAUUUGAGUAAACUUAACCAAGAAAAUCAAAAUAAAUUCAGUAUUAGAAUUAUGAGUAUUAGUUUAAAUUUAUGUGAGUCAUAGUAGAUAGACGAUCAAUAAAGAGAAUAUCUAUUUAUGAAAGAGUUAAUUGAAAACUUAAAAAAAGACGUUAAGUAACGCUCAUAAUAAAAUGAUGAUCUUAUGAAUGAGAUUAAGUAAAUAUAGGAAAGACAUUAAGAGGAAUAAAAUCGAUUAGAAGAAUAGCUUCAAUCUUAAAUUCUAAUAAAUCAAACAAGAAAUAAGAGUGUUGACAAUAAUUAAACAAUCAUUUCUCAAGUCAAUACUACUAUGAUUUAAUUAAAUUAGAUUGAAAUGUUUCUAGUUGUAAAAUCCUAAAAGAACUUUUAGUUUCCCUAUAUAGAAUUUAAUAGAAAGUAUUGAAUUUAUAGAUAUAAUAAAAGAUAGAUUAAAUUUUAUUCUUAAGGGAAAACUAGAAUUGAAAAGUAAAUUUAUGAAACCUUCACAUUUGAUGAUGUGUUCCUAGAUAUUCAAAAAGUGAGGUAGUAUUUCCAGUUCUAUGGAAAAAUAAGUUUAGAUUAAAGCAGAAUGUUCCUUAUUGUUGGUUAAUCAAGUAUUUAUACAUAUUUUAAAUUAGAAACACAGAAGAAAUACUUAUUGUUGAUGUGUCUAGAUCUAUAUUAUAACUCUAUAAAAGAGUAAAAGAUUAAGUAAAACUAAAAACUUAGAUUAUAAAUUUAAUACUCAGAAAGAAUAGGGAAUAAUUGGUCAAUUCUAGAUUAAUUGAGUAAAGAUUUACACAUAGAUAAUGACAACAUGAAUUCAAGUUUAUAAUAACUUGACUUAAUCAUUUAACAUAUUAAAUUUUAUUUGUAUGGCAAGAACCAGCAAGCUAAGACUUUAGGAAAAGAAAAAAUAAGAUAAUUAAUAAUAACUUACAGCAUAAUUUUUAAAGAAUAGACAUACACAUAAUAAUUCAUCAUAACUACUAUUCCUGUGGUUCCAAGGUGUUAAUUCCCAAAAUUUUUAAGAAAAAUCUUCAAUCAUUCACCAUCUUUAUAGUUUAAGUAUUAUUGCUUAUUAACUAUUAAUCCAAUUUUAUUACAUUACAAUUAGACUGUAGAUAUUAUGUAUUUGGCUAAAAUGGUGUAUGCAUAAAAUUAUUAAGAGGAUCUCAAUAGAUAAAUGAAAAUAGAUGACGAAAGUGUUAAAUAGGUUAGAUAAGCAAAUGGGUAGGUUAUAAUUAAGAAUUAAGAAAUUGAUAUUUUAAAGAAACAAAUUGAGCAUUUCAAAAAACAGUAUAAUGACAUACUACAAAAACAAGAAAAUAAAUCAUAAUUAUAUUAAUAAAUAUAAUUCCAAAUUUAGAAUGUUAUUGUAGAUAUCAAAUUAAAAAUGAGUCAAUCAAAAAUUAAUAAGAAUAAUAAUAAAAUACUUUGUCCAGAGGCUUAAUUUUAUGAUAAAUUAAUUUCCUAAUUAGAAAAUCUAACAAGAAAACUUUCUCCAAUUCAAUAGGUUUUAAAUACUGAUAGAUCAAUAAGUCCCUCAAUGUAGAAUUAUUGA